AUGGAAAACGAAGCUACCAGUAGUGGGGCAGUGGCUAACGCCGUCUCGCUCAAACUGCCAGACUUCUGGGAAACGGCUGCGGCAGCGUGGUUCGCUCACAUCAAAGCCCAGUUCGCUAUUAGGAACAUCACCGUGGUUGAGACCAAGUACUACUACGUCGUGGUAGCACUCGGGACAUCUACGGCGUCACGGAUAUUGGGCCUGCUGCAAGACCCUCCGUCGGUGGAUAAGUACGACACAAUUAAGAGACACUUGCUGCAGGCUUUUGAGCUAGCAGAGGUGGAGCAGGCAGACUGGUUGUUUUCACUCCAAGGCUUGGGGGACAGCUUUGCACAGUUAUCUGAUCAGCAGCAUGGCGAGCAGGAGAGGAGCCCCAGUCUAGCCAAGGAGGAACAACAGGAAGUCUGGAUCAGUCCACAGGAAGACCAACUUCCAUUGCAGGAGGUAGCUGAUACCGCUGAGACCAUAUUUACCCCUCUUUGUGAUGGAAAUGAUGAUGGUAAAGAUCAGCCUCCGCCCUCAGAAAUCUACCAAACCAAGACAGAGGGAGACACAGAGCCCCUAGCUGUCACCUCAUUUGAAGUGAUUCAACUGGAUGCCAAAGAAGACAACUUUUUAAAAUCAGAACCAACAAGUGACGACCAUACCCUCUCUGACUGCUGUCAUGUAACUAAGAGUGAAACUGACCAUACUAGCAGUCGCCAAAACUGUGAGGAAGCGGGUUCAACUCAGAAAGCAAGGCUGGAACCUCACAAAAUGCCCUACAACAAGUGCAAGAUUUGUGGGAAAGUGCUUUAUAAUUUGGAAAUUUUCAAAAUUCACAAGACAUUUCACACAGGGGAAAAGCCUUUCAAAUGCACCAGUUGUGGGAGAGAUUUUACCUGUAAGUACAACAUGGAAAGGCAUACAAGGACUCAUGCAGGGAAGAAGCCAUUAAGAUGCACCAUCUGCGGUAAAAUUUUUACCCAUAAGUCACAUUUACUAAGGCACGUAAGGACUCAUUCAGGGGAGAAGCCAUUCAGAUGCACCACGUGUGGGAAAAUGUUUACCCACAAGUCAAAUUUACAUAGGCAUGUAAGGACUCAUACAGGGGAGAAGCCAUUCAGAUGCACCACGUGCGGGAAAAUGUUUACCCAGAAGUCAAAUUUUCAAACGCACGUAAGGACUCACACAGGGGAGAAGCCAUUCAGGUGCACCACGUGCGGGAAAAUGUUUACCCAGAAGUCAAGUUUACAAACGCAUGUAAGGACUCAUACAGGGGAGAAGUCAUUCAGAUGCACCACGUGCGGGAAAAUGUUUACCCAUAAUUCACAAUUGCAAACGCACGUAAGGACUCAUACAGGGGAGAAGCCAUUCAGAUGCACCACGUGCGGGAAAAUGUUUUCCCGGAAGUCACAUUUGCAAGAUCAUAUGAGGACUCAUACAGGGGAGAAGCCAUUCAGAUGCACCACGUGCGGGAAAAUGUUUACCCAUAAGUCAAAUUUUGAAACGCAUGUAAGGACUCAUACAGGGGAGAAGCCAUUCAAAUGCACCACAUGCGGGAAAAUGUUUACCCAAAAGUCAAAUUUACAAGUGCACAUAAGAACUCAUACAGGGGAGAAACCAUUCAGAUGCACCACAUGCGGGAAAACGUUUACCCGGAAGCCAGAUUUACUAAGGCACGGAAGGACUCAUACAGGGGAGCAGCCAUUCAGAUGCACCACAUGCGGGAAAACGUUUACCCGGAAGCCAGAUUUACUAAGGCACGGAAGGACUCAUAUACAUGGGAGAAGCCAUUCAGGUGAUGCGAUUGUGGAAAUGGGUUCGGCUCAAAAUGUCAUCUCAAACGACAUGUCAUGA
Lampris incognitus (smalleye Pacific opah) is the source of this 1839-nucleotide messenger RNA. Its product is annotated as gastrula zinc finger protein XlCGF57.1-like. The transcript has 2 exons. Gene Ontology annotation, biological process: regulation of transcription by RNA polymerase II. Bases 1 to 1839 code for a protein of 612 amino acids. Gene Ontology annotation, molecular function: RNA polymerase II cis-regulatory region sequence-specific DNA binding; DNA-binding transcription factor activity, RNA polymerase II-specific. NCBI's taxonomy places the organism in Eukaryota, Metazoa, Chordata, Actinopteri, Lampriformes, Lampridae. The record is from RefSeq and is a predicted model, not a curated record.